This is a messenger RNA of Staurois parvus, 266 nucleotides long. NCBI's taxonomy places the organism in Eukaryota, Metazoa, Chordata, Amphibia, Anura, Ranidae. The record is from the annotation of a GenBank genome assembly.
UGUGCAGGGACAGACUGACAACUCAUGGGCCUUUCUCAACUGUGGUGCCGCCUGAGGUCCACAGGAGUGCCGUAGCGUCGUGGUCAGGGGUGGACUGACAACUCAUGGGGCCCCCGGGCAAUAGGGGAUCAUGGGGCCCCGUGUCCUUGUCCAAACUCAAAAAAGCCUAUGAAAAAGGUACCAGGGGCAUCUCAUGGGGUCCCCUACUGACCCCGGGCCCUCGGGCAGUGCCCGAGUUUCCAAAUGAUCAGUCCGCCCCUGGUCGU